CAGGAAGACCAAAAGAAGAGGACAAUGCUGCAGCUGGGAGACGAAGUCAGCCUGUACUCGCUGGUCUUCGUGGUGGUCCUGCUGGGGACCCGCAGCCCGGUGUGGACCACCGUCCUCACCGCUUCCGUCUACCUCUUUCUUACCAUGUUUCGGUUCCCCCAGGUGCCCGUUAGCCGAGCCCGCCAGGUGCUGCACCCGGCCAAGGGAACGGCGGGCUCCGGUAAGGUGUCGGUGGUCGCUCACCGAGGCGGUGGGCACGACGCACCGGAGAACACGAUGGCAGCUAUCCGAGAGGCCAGUAAAAAUGGGGCGACCGGCGUGGAGUUGGACCUUGAGUUCUCAGCAGACGGCGUCCCAAUCCUGAUGCACGAUGACACCGUGGACCGGACCACAAACGGGUCAGGGCCACUCAGCCAGAUGACGUUUUCACAGUUGCGCAAACUGGAUGCAGCAGCUAAACAUCGACUCAGGAACAAGUUUGCUGGAGAGAAGAUCCCAACUCUGGAGGAGGCGGUGGAGGAAUGCAUCAAACUGCAGCUCACCAUCUACUUUGAUGUCAAAGGUCAUCCAGAUGAGGCAGCCGCAGCUCUUAAAGACUUGUAUAAGAAACAUCCAGUCCUCUACAACAGCAGCAUUGUCUGCUCCUUCGAGCCCAAAGUCAUCUACAGGAUGAGACAGAGUGACCCAGAAGUGGUCACAGCGCUGACCCACCGUCCGUGGAGUCUGAGUCGGCUCGGAGACGGCACCCCACGCUUCCCGUCGCUAUGGAAACACCACUGGAUGACACUGAUGGACAUCCUGUUGGACUGGGCGCACCAUCACGUGUUGUGGAAGCUGUGCGGCAUCUCAGCCUUCCUGAUACAGAAGAACUUUGUUUCACCGUACUACGUGCAGUACUGGGCCCAGAGGGGGGUGGAGGUUGUCGCCUGGACCGUCAACACAAAAGUGGAGAAAGAUUAUUACCAGGAGCUGCUGCGCGUCAACUACAUCACCGACAGCCUCGUGGAAGACUGCGAACCUCAUUACUGAGAAACACACGAACCCAUAUGUCCACAUCCGUCCUUAUUUAAAAGAUAAAAACCCACGUGAAAGGAACUUUUCACUCGUGUGUGGCUUCAGGUAGGAGAACAGACGCUUUUAAAGCUCACUUUUAUUAUUGUGAGUGUGUAUUUUCUUCAAACUGAUCAAGCUGGUUGCCAUAAUUCAUAACAAGAGGCCAGUUUUCAUUCUGACGACAUCACUUUAAUAAUAUAAGGAAUUUAGCUCAUGCAUUUAUAGACACUUUGAUAUAACGUGUUGGUAACAUGCAUCUGUAAUAGGCCAGUAUCAAACGUACUGUAUUCACCAACUCAGGACUGCAGAGAUUUUUUUUUAUGUUUGUCUUAAUUGUGUACAUUUUGCUGUGUUUCAAGGCCUAUAUUGUCAUGCACUUUUUGUGCUUUUUAACUCAACGAAGGUCAUUAGACUGAAGGAAACUAUGUAGAAAUAGUUUGUAUCACUUCUGAAAAAAGAUUUCUGAUCUACAGCCAUUAAAUACAUUUUGUAUAUGUUUGAGAAAUACACAUAUGGAACAUUUAACAGGGUUGGCAUAUAAAUGGUACAUUUUUCUCACUGCUGUACAUGUUAUAAAAAUCAUUGUUAUACAUUUUAGGUAAUUUUGCUCUUUGACAAAUGACUAAUUAGUCAUGUAAAGUUGCUUCCUGGUAGUGGAUUCAGACUUUUGCACCUCACUCUAUCUGUUGAGCAGAUAAACCAUUUUUGGAAAUUACUACACUGACAAGUUGCCACUGUUGUUGUUUUCUCAUUUCUGUUGAAGAUGAUGAAUUCAAAUUACUCUCCAAUGCAGUUUAGUAGGAAAGUACUGUGAAUGGAAACGCAUAUGGACAGUGUGGACAGAGAUUAAAACUAUAGCGAAUAUAUUCAGUAAAUGGACUGUCUAUAACUGAUCUUUUGUAACUAGGCCGAGGCAGUACGAAGGAAUUGUAACUGGUGCAUCUAAAUGCGUCAUUGUUGAAAUAAGAAAUGUUAACAUUCACUGUUGGAAACACUUUCAGACUAGAUGUUGCUCUGAAAUGAGCAAAUAAGAAAGCAAAUGUAGGACUGCUCUGCUGCUCUUUGACCCACAUAUCAACCUCAAAUGCAAUUUUAAAAUGACUGAUAGUGUUUUAAUGAUCAACCAAAAGAAACAUGAUUUAUUUUGAUGUUGUCAUAAGACUUAAAAUCAAAUAAAUACGUCCUAAAUAUUUGAUUUUC
This is a messenger RNA of Stegastes partitus (bicolor damselfish), 2253 nucleotides long. It is a transcript of the gene gde1, whose product is annotated as glycerophosphodiester phosphodiesterase 1. The coding region runs from base 25 to 1029 and encodes 334 amino acids. The transcript has 6 exons. Lineage: Eukaryota; Metazoa; Chordata; Actinopteri; Pomacentridae. Gene Ontology annotation, biological process: ethanolamine metabolic process; phospholipid metabolic process; N-acylethanolamine metabolic process. Gene Ontology annotation, molecular function: glycerophosphodiester phosphodiesterase activity. Gene Ontology annotation, cellular component: plasma membrane. The record is from RefSeq and is a predicted model, not a curated record.